UGAUCUCAGAUCUGAUCCCGGAGUUUGACGGUGUGGACAUGAGUUCUCCAAACUGUGUUGUCAUCGGAGACGCUGCGGAUAACUUCUCCUACCAGAACCUGAACGAAGCCUUCCGUGUUCUGAUUGGCCUGGAGAAACCGCUGCUGUUCUCGCUGGGUCAAGGACGCUACUAUAAGGAGACGGACGGUCUGAAGCUGGACGUGGGUGUGUUUAUGAAGGCACUGGAGUACGCGUGUGACGUCCAGGCCGAGGUGGUGGGAAAACCAUCAGCUGAGUUCUUCCAGAUGGUCCUCAGUGACAUGAAGCUCCAGCCGCACGAGGUCAGACACACACACUCAUAU
Sinocyclocheilus anshuiensis is the source of this 341-nucleotide messenger RNA. Its product is annotated as phospholysine phosphohistidine inorganic pyrophosphate phosphatase-like. The record is from RefSeq and is a predicted model, not a curated record. Lineage: Eukaryota; Metazoa; Chordata; Actinopteri; Cypriniformes; Cyprinidae. The annotation marks the transcript as partial. Gene Ontology annotation, molecular function: inorganic diphosphate phosphatase activity; phosphatase activity. Gene Ontology annotation, cellular component: cytoplasm; cytosol. The transcript has 3 exons.